GAUGCUGCAAUAAGAUCAUACUGACAAAGUUAUCAUGAGUGAUCGAAGCGAAACUCUUCCAGAGUUUCCAUGUUGCAUGCUUUGGUCCUUGGACUCUCCCGCUGUGUAUUCAAUUUCUGGUUCGUGGCUUCUGCAAUGAGCAACUACAAAGGAUGCUUCAUGUUAUGAAGAUCCGAACGUGAACUUCACAUAAUGAUGAUAUUGACGAUCAGUUCGUGGAGGAUGGGGCUGGAUAUGAUGAAGCUUUGGUCGUAGCAGCUCUCAUUUUCAAAAUGCAAAUGUGAAGAAAAAUCUCCUACUGCCGAAUGGAAAGGUAGUAAGUCGGGCCAAACUUACGUCGCUUGAAUCACUCGAGUAAGAGUCACUGUCAGAGACGUCGACGCAGUCAUCUCAAACUCAUGGCAGCCGAAGCUAUACGAGCAGAAGGCAACGACCUCUAUGCAAGAGGUCGAUAUACACAGGCUAUCAACAAGUAUGAGCUGUACAUAGAGCUUGUCACGAAGGAGAAAGGUGGCCUUGACAGAAUAGUAUGCGGGCACUCGAAUCGAGCACAAGCCUACUUGCAGUUGAGAAAAUAUACCAAAGCGCUUGAAGACGUGAGGAAGGCUCUGGAGCUGGACCCCACUCAUCUAAAGAGCUUAGUGAGGAAAGCGAAGGCAUUGGAGGGACUGAAAAUUUACCAAGAUGUCGUCACCAUCUACAAGAGUUUGCUUCAGAAUUUUAAGGAUCAGCUGCAUGAUGUCCAUGUAAAGGACUUUCUGCGGUCGUUGCAGGAUGCGGAGAGGAAGGAUAAGAUGACUCGACUCGGUCAAUACGAAGAGCUCGUUGAUUCUUACUGGGAUCAACCAUGUCCCAAUGGGGCACCGAUGAUGGAGGAGUAUGUCGGGCCUGUAGAACUCAGAAGAGUAGAGCGCAUGGAUAGAGGUCUAUUCGCAACGAAAGACCUUGAACCUGGCGAUUUAUUAUUCGUAAGUAAUUCUAUAGUGACAGUGAGAGUUCCCAUUGCUAAGGGAGACAUCCAAAUCUCGGUGGAAUCCAAGAGUGAAGCGAUGCAUUUGGUACUGGAUUCUCUCAAAAGAUUCGUCAAUCAUGCAUUUGAUAACCUGCAAGAUUUCUCUCAGUUUCAACUACUGGUGCAAGUUGAUACUUUGGCAGGCCCAUACCCGACAGCACCUUUGAGCAGAGAUUGUCCUUCGAUGAGAUAUUUCACUCCAGUUAAUGCUCUUCCUCCAGGUUUGAGGAAUCUCAUGCGCCCGGAUCUUGACCAUCCCACCAUCAGAGCUGACUUCAGCCACAGCACGCUGAUGAAAGUGGUAGAGAGGAGGCAAUUCACUCACUGGGGUAACGACCAUGACGAGCUGACUGGGAUUUAUGCUCUUCCCUCUCUCAUGAACCAUUCCUGCACUCCGAAUGUGACCGUCACUACAAUGCAGAAUGAGAGUGUGACCAAGAUAUUCAGGGCCUGUAAGAGCGUUAAGAAGGGAGAGGAACUAUUCUAUGCGUAUCACAAUAUAUUCUGCCCUCUAGAAGACAGGAGAGCAUUCUAUCCCACACUGUGCUGUACAUGUGCAAGGUGUAAACUGGAGGAGAGGCUUGUCGCAGAAGUGCCGGCUUUGAAGAGUUUAGAAGCGCAAUGUAGCAAGUUUUGGGAACAGAAAUCUAGCUUCUCACAACUGAGUCCAGAAGAACGAGCUAAGAGGAGAAACCAAUGCAUAAUAUGCAUAAGGCUGGUGGAAGAGCUUCUUCAGAAGAAUUCUAAGCUGCAGAUCUUACGAACUCAUGAGAAGGAUUGGAUUCGGGCUACGUUGAUUCGGUUUCAUCGACUUCUCCUGGAUCCUGCUCUGUCGUUGAAGGAUGAUGCUCUUAAAGAGGAUCAGCUGUCGGAGAUGCGCCUGAUAUUUGAAGCUGUGAGAGCCAUGCGUACUGUCAAUCCAGGAUCCGACAUUGCGCUGGCAAUGAUAUCAGAGGAGUACAGUCGAGUGGUGAACCAAAAUUCCAGGAAAGAGUUGGAGCCGCAUGGCUUGUCUGAUUUGUUUCUCACAGGUCUGGAGAUUACUCGACUCAUGAACGGUCCGAAGUUGAAGUACCGGACGAUCCUCAAACUAUUCAACUACACCAGUAUAUUGCUGUGCGGACACCAGUGAGCUGGAGCUUCUGACUGUUUGUCUCGAAGAUAAAUCAGUUAUUCGAUCUGACGAUACAACUCAACAGGCCUUCAAUGUCUGCGAAAAAGGUUCCAGCCGUGCUCCUUUGCCAUUCGAGUGGAGUUACUGCUUGUGGAGCACGGUUAGCCUGAGUGAGAAUAAUGAAGACUUCAAAGUAGUGGAGUCAAUAAUAAUGUUGGUGAAAGUGGCUAAUUAUGCCAUGCACGAGAAACCCGUGCUUCAAAUACAGGUUCCUUUUCUAGCUGUUAGCGGCAAUAGUGAAUUUCAUCUUCUGUGACAUUUCGUAAACCAAAAUCAAUAUUACUCGCAUUAACAAGCACAUACUUUUCUUUCCGCUGUAUGGAUCAUACAAACAACGUUA
This is a messenger RNA of Marchantia polymorpha subsp. ruderalis, 2526 nucleotides long. NCBI's taxonomy places the organism in Eukaryota, Viridiplantae, Streptophyta, Marchantiopsida, Marchantiales, Marchantiaceae. The record is from the annotation of a GenBank genome assembly.